Molecule: messenger RNA, 675 nt
Organism: Procambarus clarkii (red swamp crayfish)
Lineage: Eukaryota; Metazoa; Arthropoda; Malacostraca; Decapoda; Cambaridae
Source: RefSeq, a predicted model, not a curated record
AUGUCUAAGCGUCCCCAGACGGAGCAGGUGUCCAGGAGUCCCCAGACGGAGCAGGUGUCCAGGAGUCCCCAGACGGAGCAGGUGUCCAGACGUCCCCCAGACGGAGCAGGUGUCCAGGAGUCCCCAGACGGAGCAGGUGUCCAGACGUCCCCCAGACGGAGCAGGUGUCCAGACGUCCCCCAGACGGAGCAAGUGUCCAGGAGUCCCCAGACGGAGCAGGUGUCCAGACGUCCCCCAGACGGAGCAGGUGUCCAGACGGAGCAGGUGUCCAGACGGAGCAGGUGUCCAGACGUCCCCCAGACGGAGCAGGUGUCCAGACGGAGCAGGUGUCCAGACGUCCCCCAGACGGAGCAGGUGUCCAGGAGUCCGCUGGACGUCAAGAUAGAACCAGGAAACCCAAACGUUUCCACACUUCCCGACACCAGAAGUAGGGAAGGUGGCUUCCGGCGUCGGCUUCCGGCGUCGGCUUCCGGCGUCGGCUUCCAGCGUCGGCUUCCGGCGUCGGCUUCCAGCGUCGGCUUCCGGCGUCGGCUUCCAGCGUCGGCUUCCAGCGUCGGCUUCCGGCGUCGGCUUCUGCCGUCGGCGCCCCGUUACAGGGACCUCGACACAACCCCCCCAGCCAGAUCUCCCGCAGAGAACCGCUCUCAAAACCGGUUCUAUUCAACACAAUUUUAG